Molecule: messenger RNA, 4213 nt
Organism: Pollicipes pollicipes
Lineage: Eukaryota; Metazoa; Arthropoda; Thecostraca; Pollicipedomorpha; Pollicipedidae
Product: translation initiation factor IF-2
Exons: 7
Coding region: 799-3024 (741 amino acids)
Source: RefSeq, a predicted model, not a curated record
CACGCGUCGGGACCGGCGCGGGAGCCGUCGCCGCCGCCGACCGGCGCCGACGACCCGGGCCGUGAGGACAAGGUGUCACUCGACAGCGGUCUCAACAGCUCGUCGCCGACGGACAACAGCCACCAGUCGCUGGUGCGCGAGCCGGCGGCCGACCUGCGCACCCUCUGGCCGGACGCUGCCCCCGCCGCCGGCCCGGCCAGUAUCCAGCGCUGGCCGUCGAGCCAGUUCGGGCCGCGGGGCGGACAGGGCGCGCCGGGCGAGUACCCGGCCGGCGGCGUCAGGACCGGGGAGUACGGCGGCGGCCCGGCCGGCCAGCCGGUGCAGACGCAUACCAAGGAGUACCAUCGCGUUGGCCAGCCGCAGGGCGCCGAGCACAAGGGCAGUCUCGCCCUGAGCAGGGAGCGACAGCACGGCCAGGUUCGACACGGCGAGCAGCACGGCUGGCAGGACCAGGCGGCGGAGCAGCAGAAGGCGUGGACGUGCAACAGCGAGAUACGCCAGACAGGUGCCAAGGAAUAUCAGAUCAGCCAGCCGAAGGCCGGUGGAUAUCAAGAUUAUCACAUUCGAGCUGGCGAGCAUCAUGGCGGCCACUCGCGGUCCAGGGAGCAUUUCGCCCACCACUCGCGGGGCACCGAGCGGCCUGCCAGCCGCGGGCAGCCACGAGGCGACUACCAGGACAUUAGACAGCCCGCAGCGGUCAGCUCGACCAACCCGCACCGAACCGCGGCCCAGGAGACCGUGCACGCCCAUCAGCAAAGCUGGGCGCCGCCCCUCGGCGACGAGCCGCGGCUGCGCUCCAUGCAGCCCAGCCACCCCGGGUACGGCCUAGAUCGGUCGGCCGCGACCGGCGCCAGUGGACCGCGUGCGCCACACUCAGCGCAGGAAUGGCAGCCGCGCCCGCCGCCGCCGCCAGAGACUCAUCAGCGGCAUGCACCGGCGGGGAGGGGCUACAGCGACCGGCAUGGGCCUGCAGACGCGCGGCACGGUCCCCCGCUGUCCGGCGACCGCCAGCAGGCACUUCGUCCCGGCGAUCAGCAGCCAAACCGUCGCCUCUACGGACAGGAGCAGGGAUUUAGACCACCGAGCGAGCAGCAACAGCAGUUUCACGCAGCCGAGCAGCAGCAGAAAUUUCGCCCCAGUGAAGCAGAGCAAGGAUUUCACCCCGAUGAGCCAGAGCAGAGGUUUUUCCUCGGCGAACAACAGCAGUGGGUUUUUCGUCAUGGCCAGCAGCAGCAUGUGUUUCGACCUGGUGAACAGCAGCAUGGAUUUCGCCCCAACGAGCAUAAGACAGACUACCCUCCCAGCGAGCCACAGCAGGGGUUUCGACCACCGUCCGGAGGGCAAGGGUUUCGUGUACCGACGGACGAGCACAGGCCGGGGUUCGGCGCGGCCGGCGGCGACCAGCAGUCUCUCUUCCACACCCCGGCUGGUAGAGCGCAGUCUGAGGUCCAGCCCGGCCUGCACGAUCCUCGGGCCGGUCGCGUGCCGCUCGCCCACGAACACCCGGCGCUCCACGCCUCCGACUUGGCCGGCGUGCCCCAGCCUACCGGCGGACCGCCCCGCUCAGGCGGACCCGACGGGCGUCAUAUGGCCGGCGCCCCUCAGGACGUUAACGGUUCCCAGCGGCCAGGCCGGCCGCACGAGUACAUGAACGUGACUCCGAUGGACGGCGGUCAAGCGCGUGUGAGCCAGCUCGAAUGCGUCGAGGCCGGCUCUGCUGACCUGCACAGCAGCGGGGACGAGCCGCAGGAGCUGUCAGAGGCCGACGAGAGGAUACAACGGUUCUACGGCAUCAUUCCCAAAGAAAAGACACUAGAAAUUAAAGCUGUUCGUAUCGUCAAACGAGAAUCUCAGCUGCGUCAAAAGGACAAAACGCGUCGUCCCAUGGACGAAACCGACCUGACAUCUGUCGGCGAAAGUGAUAGCCUAGAGUGCGAGACCGAAUCACCAGACAACAUCAUCGAGAGCGACGCCGUGCUCUCGCAGUUCCGGCGCGCUCUGUCCCUGCCCCGAGGAUAUGACCGCAGGUCGAAAACUCAGUCAGACGCCAUCAGCCGAAUUCCCAACUUCAGGCACCACAUGCUGAAGCGUCUGGUGGACCGGUCUCCUUCGCAUGACCGGCUGACUGCACACGAACGGCUCUUCGGCUCCAACCCGAGCUUGCACGAGCCAGACGCCAAGGGCACCGACCCAGAUCCGGCCGGACCCGGCUCGAAGUCGACCGGAUCCGAUCCGAAGACGGCCGGAUCCGACGGGAAGACGACCAGCCCGGACCCGAAGACGGCCAGUCAGGAUCCGAAGAUAGCUGGUCCGGACGCGAAGGGCCGCGGCGUCGACCUGCCACUCUCGCCCGUCUUCAAGUCGGACGCGGCGCGCCGCAUCGUAGAGGAGUUGCAAGAUCCGGAGCAGUACCGGCGCGCGCGGCCGCGACCCAAACGGCGGCACUUUACCAUCUCCAGCAGCAGACCGGUGGCGCACGAGGCGGCGCCGCCCCAGAAGCUGUACGGCCGCUCGGCGGACGACAUGGAUAUGGACCGGGCGCUAGGCUCAGCCGGCAGCGCACCGGACGUUGUCAAGUCGUCCCUGACGCGCACCGAUCUGCGCUACGACGCCGACACGAUCGACACACUGCUCGGGGCGCCGCAGAAGAUCCACAUCCCCGAGCGCUACGUGCCCGAGCUGGAGGUUGAACCACUGUCUGCCGAGGAGCGUCUCCAGAGGAGCAGGAAGGCCGCCUCCAUCAGGAGGAUGCUGACUCAGAGUUCUGGCUUCCUGGACACUAUCGGCACGGUCAGCACGACCGACCACGGGAGCUCGCCGCGCGGCUCGGUAGUCACCGAGAAGCUGCAGCGGGCGCACAUCCUGCAGCUUAACGAGAUCCUGGCACGCCAGGUCACGGAGAAGAGCAAGCGGGUGGCCGUGGAAGCGCUGGCUACAAUGGAGCGUCCGCGGUUGGUGAAGGACAACGACUCGCCGCCGCCGCCGUUGCCGGUCACCCAGCAGCGAGAGAGCCUUCUCACCUAAUCGCGCGCUGGGACUCAUGUCAAACAAUGCGUGUCGGCCGAAGCGUGGACCGGCUGGAGACCAGCUGCACUGGGCUUCCGCCCGGCGGCUGGACACCAGCUGCGCCAGGUUGCCGCCCGGUAGCUGAACACCAACUGCGCCAGGUUGCCGCCCGGUGGCUGGAUACCAGCUGCGCCAGGUUGCCGCCCGAUGGCUGGACACCAACUGCGCCAGGUUGCCGCCCGGUGGCUGGACACCAGCUGCGCCAGGUUGCCGCCCGGUGGCUGGACACCAACUGUACCAGGCUUUCGCCCGGUGGCUGGAAACCAGCUGCGCCAGGUUGCCGCUCGGUAGCUGGACACCAGCUGCACCAGGCUUCCACCCAGCGGCUGGACACCAGGCUCCCGCCCGUCUGCGUGCAAACGGCACCAGCUUGACAGGUGUCCGGGCAGCUCUGGUAUCUCUGGCCAGCGGACCGCACCCUCGCCCUUGCUUUUUCAUCAUAGGCCUGACGUUUCACCACCGGCUCGCGAGUGCCGGCCUCUCACUUGUUAUGCGGCUCAGCGCUGGAUAAGCUCUUGUUCAGCGCUCAAGCUCAAGCUCUCUUGUGCGCCACGCAGACGAGCGCGCUCUGCAGACGUUGCUGCCGGCAUCCACUGACCCGUGCCCAGCGGCGGCCAUAUUCCUAUCGGCCGCAGCGCUGUGUUGUCCGCUCACUCCGCUGAUAGUGCUCACAUUCCCCGCGGAGGGCGCUCAUGCGCUCGUGUCUGGACUCGCGCGCGCGCGCUGCCGCCGCUGUGAUACGCGUGGAUGCGCGCACCUCCCUGUUGUGUAGAAUCUCGGCGGCCGGCGCGCCGCUGUUCAGGUCUUCUGGUCUAUGCAAGUCUUCCGAGGCGAAGACGGCCUUGUGCUCUCCCUACCCCCGCCGAAGGUUUGUUUGUUUGUUUCACUGUCGGCACAGUUUGUGCUAGGGUCGGCGGCGAUUGGCUCGUCUUAUUUCGCGGAGGGUUUUGUAAUGGCGGGGUGGAUGAUGGGAGUGGUGUUAGAUGUGUUUCACCCAAUCACUGUGUCAAAUUAUUUUGUGCUUGUACAAACUAGAAGGUGUACAGUUAUCGUUAACUGACGGCUUUUGCAGCCAUUUCAGCACAUUCUCAUUGUUUAUGCCAUAUAGCUAUUACCAGCCCUGUUCAAUACAGUAUGUCAGCUAUUA